Messenger RNA from Theileria parva strain Muguga, 1292 nucleotides. RefSeq names its product Cyclophilin type peptidyl-prolyl cis-trans isomerase/CLD family protein (gene CWC27). The transcript has 10 exons. The coding region runs from base 75 to 1292 and encodes 405 amino acids. The record is from RefSeq and is a predicted model, not a curated record. Gene Ontology annotation, cellular component: catalytic step 2 spliceosome. Gene Ontology annotation, biological process: protein peptidyl-prolyl isomerization; protein folding. Gene Ontology annotation, molecular function: peptidyl-prolyl cis-trans isomerase activity. NCBI's taxonomy places the organism in Eukaryota, Apicomplexa, Aconoidasida, Piroplasmida, Theileriidae.
UUAUAUUAUAAUUUCAAAUAUAUAAUGAAGAAUAAUGUAAUAUAAAAUAUUUUAAUCUGUGGUAAAUUAAAGGAAUGAGCGAAGUAUACUCACUGGAGCCUUCCUGUAAGGGUAGAGUUGUGCUUAACACAUCUUUGGGCGAUUUGGAUAUACACCUUUGGAGUUCACACUGUCCAAAGGCUUGCAGGAAUUUCAUUCAACUAUGUCUGGAAGGCUAUUACAACAACUGUAUUUUCCACAGAGUUAUUCCCAAUUUCAUGGUUCAAACCGGUGAUCCUUCCGGUACAGGAAAUGGAGGUGAAAGUGUUUAUGGAGAACCCUUUGAAAAUGAAAUUGUUUCAAGACUCAAAUUCAGAAACAGAGGAAUGGUGGCUAUGGCGAAUACGGGUGGAAAAUGCUCUAAUAUGAGCCAAUUCUUUAUAACGCUAGAUAGGUCAGAUUUCCUAAAUGGAAAGUACACAUUGUUUGGAAAAGUUGAAGGUAACUCAAUUUACAAUUUAUUAAAAAUUGGCAAGUGUGAAGUUGAUAAAAACGAUAGACCAUUUGAUCCUCCUAAAAUCAUCAGCUGUCAUGUGGUUGAUAAUCCUUUCGAUGAUAUUGUGCCGAGGCUACUACAGCUAUCUGAAUCUGAGCCUGAGGAACAGGAAGAAGAAGUUACAACAACUCAAACCAAGGAUAAAAGGUUAUUAUCAUUUUUGGACUCUGAUGAGGAGGAGGAUAAUGCUGUAAAAAUCAAAAGUGCUCACGAUAUGUUACAAGAUAAAAGUCUCUCAAAAGCUUCAGUUCAGAUUAAAGAAACACCUAAACCUGAUGAACCAAGUCCAGUGGACGACGAGGAAGUAGAAGAUGAUGACCAACUCUAUGAAGAAGAAGAUGAUGACCAAGUCUAUCAAGAAGAAGAUGAACUGAGAAAAAAGGAAAUAAAUGAAUUGGAAAAGAAGUUAAGAGAGAAUACAGACGAUUUAUAUAAUCCAAGGAAGAAAAAGAAACCUAAACAUGAUCCAAAAAAGACCCUCGAAAGAUUAGCUUUGUUUACUAAAAGGCUUGGCGAAAUUGAUAAAAACGAACAACUGGCAAAUAAACAGCCUGAAACGGAUCAAGAUAUGAGUGACGGUUCUUGGUUUGCUGGUACUAAGUUACAGUUUUCUGUUGAUUCUAACAGGGCUUACGCCUACGAUGCUGGGAGAGAUACGCUUGAUGUGUAUGAUCCUCUAAAGGGGAAGGAUAAUAAACUCAACUCAGUUAAAAAUAUACACAAAAAUCGCAAUGAUGGUGUUGAGAAGAGGUGGUGA